This is a messenger RNA of Carcharodon carcharias (great white shark), 3781 nucleotides long. Its product is annotated as multiple epidermal growth factor-like domains protein 6. Gene Ontology annotation, molecular function: calcium ion binding. NCBI's taxonomy places the organism in Eukaryota, Metazoa, Chordata, Chondrichthyes, Lamniformes, Lamnidae. Bases 33 to 2384 code for a protein of 783 amino acids. The transcript is spliced from 21 exons. The record is from RefSeq and is a predicted model, not a curated record.
CCGGAGCGGAUCCCGGAUCCCGGAUCCCGGACAUGGAGCUGCAGCUUCUGAUCCUGUUUCUGUUUCUGUGUCUCUCCCGCCCCGGAGCCUCGGGACUGAACCGGGACCCGAAUGUGACAGAAUCCUUCGGGAAUGUCAUCGAGAACAUCACCGAGACCGAGUCUCCCCAACAGGCAGUGGAUCUGGAGCUUCCCAGAUUGUCGGAAUGCCCUGGGAAUCAGGUUGUUGUUGGGAAUGGCAGUGCCUGCGGCUGUCCUGAUGACCUCGUUUUCGAUGGAGGGAAUUGUAGCUGCACAGAAGGAUUCCAGUUGAUUGCUGAUGCGAGGCGGUGUAUUGAUGUGGACGAGUGUCACAGCUCCCCCGGUCCCUGUGAAUCCACUGCCAACUGCACCAAUACACUGGGCUCCUUCCUGUGUCUCUGUAACCGCGGCUUCCUGAUGGGACCAAGUGGCUGUGAAGACAUCGAUGAGUGCCAGCUGUCUGAGGUGUCGGGACUCUGGGCCUGUUAUCCGUACGCCUCCUGCACCAACACGCCCGGAUCCUUCUCCUGCUUCUGCAAAGCAGGAUUCGUGCACUCGCUGGAUGGAAAGAGCUGUGUCGAUGUGGAUGAAUGUACAUUUGAGGAGAAAUGCAGGCGGGAGCUGGGUAAUCAGUGCAUCAACACAGUGGGAAGCUACAGCUGUAUCUGUCAGCCUGGAUUCAGGCUGCAGGGACUCGCCUGCCUGGAUGUUGAUGAAUGCGAGCAGGUUCCUGAAGUUUGUGUCGGGCAGGCUGUGUGUGAAAACACCCUGGGAAGUUACAGCUGUGGCUGCUGGCCUGGACUCCGUGGCAAUGGGACACACUGUGAAGAUGACAAUGAAUGUGCCUCGGGUAAACAUGGCUGUGACACCAACGCCAGAUGUGGCAAUAUCAUUGGCUCCUAUUUCUGCCAGUGCUACCAGGGAUUCAAUGGAGAUGGUUACUCCUGCUUUGAUAUCGAUGAGUGUUCACUGAGCAAUGGGCAGUGCCGGCAGGUGUGUGUGAACGAACCGGGCAGCUUCAAAUGCCAGUGUCACCAUGGAUACACACUGACCGAGGACAGCAGGUCUUGCACAGAUUUUGAUGAAUGUCUUGUUGAGAAUGGAGAUUGUAGCCAGAUCUGUACAAAUACCAACGGGUCAUUUGCCUGCUCGUGUUACCAUGGAUACCAGCUGCAUGUCGACAAGAAGCAGUGCGUCGACAUUGACGAGUGUAAGAUCAAUAAUGGUGGGUGCUCCCACUCCUGCACCAACAGAAAUGGGAGUCACACUUGCAGGUGCCCUAUUGGACUAGCAUUGGACAAGGACAAUCGCACCUGUAUCAACAUCACUACCUGUCAGCUGCAGAAUGGCGGCUGUGAGCAUGUGUGUAUGGAGCGAAUCGAUGGCCAGCUGGAGUGUAGCUGCCAUGAUGGCUGGAAACUGAUGGACAACAGGAAGAGCUGUAGAGAUGUGGACGAGUGUAAUGAUUUUACAAAUGGUGGGUGUCAGCAGGUGUGUAACAACUCACCUGGGAGCUUCAGCUGUAGCUGUUCCAGCGGCUUUCAGUCCCGGACUGAUGACAGGACCAAGUGCGAACCGGUUUGUAACCCCGUCUGUCAGAACUAUGGGGUGUGUGUGGCUCCUGAUACCUGUGAGUGCCCUGCUGGAUACCCUGGACCGGGAUGCUCUGCAAUGUGUUCACCACCAUGUUCUCAUGGUGGGACCUGCAUGCGUUCCAAUACGUGUCUGUGUUCCCAGGGCUGGACUGGAGUUGGCUGUCAGACAGCUCUGUGUGACCUGCCCUGUGCGAACGGAGGGAGAUGUAUUGCGCCCAAUACCUGUCAGUGUCCUUCUGACUACACAGGACAACAGUGCCUCACAGCUACGUGCACUCCACCCUGUCUAAACCAAGGAAAGUGCAUCGAUGUCAACAAGUGCUUCUGUCCCAGAGGUUGGCAGGGAGCUCGCUGCCAAAUCGAGCCGGUUGCCUGUAAUCCAAAAUGUAAAAAUGGAGGCACCUGUGUUGGAUACAAUAAAUGCAAAUGUCGCAGUCAUUUCACAGGAAGGAGCUGCCAAACAGCUGUGAUUGCUCCCUGUGUUCCUCUCUGCCAACAUGGAGCCACCUGUCGACAGUUUAAUAAGUGUCAAUGUCCAGAGGGGACGGCUGGAAAUCGUUGUGAGAAACUCACCUGUCCUAUACUCACCACGACAAUCAGCACAGCCCGAGCCACCCGCCAGGGCAUUCGGGAGAGCUAUGUGGAUAGAUGUGGGCCACUUGGUGUCCAGCUCUGCAUCAAAUACAGGAUCAAUCAGCUCCGUGUCUAUGUGCAAGCGUAUAUGGUGGCCUACAAGAUACAAUGCCCAGCACAGGGGAGCGGCAAGUAACCGGAGUAUUGCUUCGAAUGUUGGCCCGGGGUAGAGUGACUCGGAAUAAUAUCGCCAUGGAUUUGUAGUUAGUUACACACAGAUUCCACACCCUUCACCCUGAUAAAGGGUUGUCCCAUCAAGCUCAGUUAGCCAGAGCGAAAAGCCCAGGCCGAUUUAACCCCUCGGGGGUUGCUGAUGUAUUGCAGCCCUCUAAUAGUGAAAUAUAGGAAAACAACCAGCAUUCAUCGCGUUAUACACACACUGCCAGUUAAAUCACUCGCUGCUUUAACAGACCAGCUGUUAUUUAGCAGUAACUUGUAUUUAUAGAGCACCCUUAGAAUGGUAUCAAACAAAGAUUGACACAUGAAGGGAUACUAGGUCAGAUAACCAAAAGCUUUUUCAAGGAGAUAUGUUUUAAGCAGCAUCUGAAACAAGAAAAGCAGGAGAGAGAGGCGGAGAUGUUUAGCGAGAAAAUUCCAGAGCUUAGGGCCCAGGCAGCUGGAGACAGGAUCUCCAAUGGUGGGGUGAGGGGGGAAUGCAAUGCCACCAGUUGUAUCAGGAAGAGUUUUUCACAUCCUCACACCUUUCAACCCUAAACCUGAACCUCCUUCAGCCCUUGAGCUCUCUGCUGCUCUGACUGUGGCCCUUCUGAGUUACUUCCUCCCUUCCCUCCACUUUUGGCAGCUCUCUCUUCAGCCAUCCAGGCCCAACACUUUGUAAUUCACUCCCCAAAGCCCCCUGUCUCCACCCCCUAGCCCCCACCCUCGCUUUACUCUCCGACUGAGGUUUUGGUUCGGUGGCUGAUUCGCAGGCCCCUGCGUUGGGAAGGUUUUGAAUCUUACUUUCAAUCGUGUCCUCUGUCCCUGUACCAGCUGCCGACCUCUAACCUGGCCGGAAUACCACGCUCAGUUAAAAUAGGUCCUUCAGUCAUUGUAAGGGGCCCCUACAUUCACCUGCAGGUGAAACUGGGAGUUGGCACAUUCAAAUCCCCUUUUCUUGUUGCAGCCCAAUUUCUCCAGUCGGAUGGUCUUUAAAAUCAUCGCUUUUCCUCCCUCUCCUGAUUGUGCAGCGUGUAAGUGUUGGAAAUUAACCAGAAUGAACCACUGUGAAUGUGAAAUGUGAGGGACAGUUUGUGGGGGGGGCGGAGGUUGCACCUGGGGAUUAGUUUUGUAUUUCUGAGUUGGUGCCAGUCAGACACCUGUUAUCCAGGAAAAUUGGUCAUAUUGACUCUCUGCUGUUUGACUUCUAAUAAACUGGAUUUGUAGUUUACAGCGAGUCACUCGGUGUAAUCUCGUUUAUUUUCUCUCUAUCGAUAGACUAGGAGAUCAGAGAGAGUUUGUGUUAAUUCUGUAAGCUGAGUGCAGGAAGGAGAGUAACAUAUUCUGCAGCGAUCCGAGUGAAGAAUCAUCAUGUCC